Epinephelus lanceolatus (giant grouper) is the source of this 3273-nucleotide messenger RNA. RefSeq names its product equilibrative nucleoside transporter 1-like. The record is from RefSeq and is a predicted model, not a curated record. Gene Ontology annotation, biological process: uridine transmembrane transport. NCBI's taxonomy places the organism in Eukaryota, Metazoa, Chordata, Actinopteri, Perciformes, Serranidae. Gene Ontology annotation, molecular function: nucleoside transmembrane transporter activity. Gene Ontology annotation, cellular component: plasma membrane.
GUUGAGUUGAUCGCUGAAUGAGACGCGACAAAAGAAGAAUGAAUGCAUGAAGGUUGUUGCCUACGAAGCGACGUGCUGCUCACAUGCCAGUUGCAUGAGGACGUGGUGCCACCCUGAUCGAACCCUGACUGAGCACGUGCCUCUAACUGCCUAACAAGAAACAUGACGGCCAUCAACGCACCUCAGGACAAAUACAAAUUAGUAUGGAUCAUUUUCUUCAUCCUGGGCUUGGGAACCCUCUUACCGUGGAAUUUCUUCAUGACGGCAACAAUGUACUUCACGAGCAGGCUGAAGGAUGCUGAUCCCACUGAGCCUGCUCAGGCACAAAAUGAGACCAUGGAGGGUGGAGAUACUCGCAAUGUGCUGGAGUCUAAGUUUAACAACGUGAUGACACUCUGCGCCAUGGUGCCUCUGCUUAUUUUCACCUGCCUCAACUCCUUCCUGCACCAGAGGAUUCCUCAGAAGCUUCGGAUCACUGGCAGCCUGGGGGUCAUCCUGGUGGUUUUCCUGUUGACGGCAGUGCUCGUCAAGGUGGACAUGGCCCCACUGCCCUUCUUCACCCUCACUAUGAUCAAAAUCAUCUGCAUCAACUCGUUCGGGGCGAUUCUUCAGGGCAGUCUGUUCGGGCUGGCAGGGAUCCUGCCUGCCUCUUACACCACUCCUAUCAUGAGCGGACAGGGGCUGGCUGGCACCUUCGCUGCUUUCUCCAUGAUCUGCGCACUGGCCAGUGGAUCGGCCCUGCAGGACAGCGCCUUUGGUUACUUCAUCACAGCCUGUGUUGUUAUUCUGUUGGCCAUCAUGUCCUACCUCGCUCUGCCCAGGAUGGAGUUUUUCCAGUACUACAUGGAGAGUAAUGGGUCCAGACCCUCUGCUGACGCGGAGAACAAGAUGGACUUACUCAAUAAAGACGGUGCGGGAGAGAAGCGGCCAGUGGUGAGUCUGGUGGAGGACGAGGCCAAACCCACCGUGUCUGUGUUAAACAUCUUCAAACAGAUCUGGGUGAUGGCUCUGUCAGUGUGCUUCAUCUUCACCGUCACCAUUGGAACAUUCCCAGCCGUAACAGUGGAGGUCAAGUCAACAGUAGCAGAUGGAGGCGCCUGGGAAACUUACUUCAUCCCCGUAUCAUGUUUCCUCCUCUUCAACUUGAUGGACUGGGCUGGCAGGAGUCUGACGGCCGUCUGUAUGUGGCCGGGUAAAGACAGUAUUUGGCUUCCUGUCCUGGUGGGCCUGCGGGUCGUCUUCGUCCCCCUCUUCAUGCUGUGUAACGUUCAGCCUCGUCACUACCUCCCUGUGCUGUUCGCCCACGACGCCUGGUACAUCAUCUUCAUGAUCUUCUUCUCCUUCUCCAACGGAUACCUGGCCAGUCUCUGCAUGUGCUUCGGACCCAAGAAGGUGGCACCGCAUGAGGCGGAGACGGCAGGGGCCAUCAUGGCCUUCUUCUUGUCCCUCGGCUUGGCGCUGGGCGCCGCAGUCUCAUUUGCCUUCCGGGCCAUGAUCUAAAACUCCAGUAGACCCUUCAGUAGACUAGACGACCCGGUCCUCCAACACUCUGCCUGUCUUCACCCGUCAUGGGAGAACCUCGCUUCUCUACAACAAUCUCUGACUGAGCAGAGACAGCACAGAAAACUAGAGGACUUCAGUCUUCUCAGAUGUACAGUCGAGACUCGUCUCAUCCAGCCGUCUCGGCAACAAUAUAAGCUGAAACAUGUUACUGAAUAUUUGUUUUCCUCCAAACUGCAGCAGCGCAGUGUCUGAACUCGAUGCCAUUGAUCAAACAGGUUGUUUCUCUGAGAUGAAUUGAAAGGUGCAGAGAGCAACUGGACGAGCAACUCGAAACCAAAAGUGUUUAAAAUCAGUUGUAGUGGACUUCAGAAAUUCUUCAAGGCGCAUUUUUUCCCCCCAAAUAUCAUAAAUUCUGAUCCAGGCAGUGUUAAUGAAGACGGCCGAACACACCGGAGCUCAGAGCCUCACUUAUAAAACGUUCUUUUUCACUAAAUGGUACAAAAGAGAUGAUAAAAUGUUAAAAUGCAGAGAUGUUUUUAUGUUAUGUAAAAUUCUUACACUUAAUUUGAAACAGUCACAUUGUUUGGAAAUCAUAAGUUAAUGACGGUGUGUAAAUAAAGUCUUAACACAUUUUUAUUAAUGAGGCUCUUAGACUCUGGUGUUCAGCUCCUCUAUAUUAACCACUAAAUUUAAUCAUCAGUUAAAUAGACAUGUUUUGUUUUUUUAAUGACUUGAGUCUGGACUGCUGCAGCUCUUUAACUCUGAUCAAACCAAAUACGUGACGACAACAUGGGAAACUGAUGAACUUUUUUUUUUUAAACUCUUUAUUGAAUUUCAAAGCUUUUCAACAGUCAUUAGUGUACAGACAGUGUUAAGUGAAACAGGCGAAACUGAUGAACUUUGAAGGGAGGUCACGAUCCAUCAGAUGGCCGAUAAAUGUGCCGUGUGUAAACCGAUUCGCUCCCUCGCCCUGCAUUCAGUGUCGACUCUUGGUCACUUUGUAAUGUCCUCAUGACAAAUUGGUAAAUUUUCAAAUAAUGUAAGGACGGACUGAAUCCUAAAGACGAGGUUUUAAUCAAUAAUCUGGGCCACUAACCGCAGAAUAUUUGUUGUCUUAGAGUGGUGUGUGUUUGUAGUUUUAGAUGAAGUUGUACCAACGUGGGUCUGUUUGGUUUAUCUGAAAAUGUCCUUCAGUUUGACUUCAGCAAACAGAAACCGAGGUCUCAUUUUCAGCCCACACGUUGAAGUUUUUACAGUUAAUGUGUCUUCCUGAUAAGCAGAUUUUAUCACAAUGUAUUUUUUUGAACGCAGCAAAAAGAAGCAGCUGUCAGGGACACGAAAUGUGCCAUUUGUGUGUGAGAUUAGGAGACUUUUUUUAAUCAUUGGCUCUGUGGAGCCUGUGACAUUUCUCAUUUAAACGUGUUCUCGUGGAGGAUUAGUUUUAUAUCACAGGUAGUUUUUAGUAUGUUUUUCUUGUUUAUGAAUGGGGAGGAGAUUAAUGAAAGGCCCCGGUGCCUGUCAGUGUUAGAUUUUUGUGGCCAUUUUUUGUUUUUUAAGUCUGCUUUACACAUCAUUAUUGUUAUUAUUAUUAUUGUUAUUAUUAACACCAGCUGUGCACAUCCUAACUACCUGUUUGUUUAAAAGCACAGCGUUGGUCCUGUCUUCUGCACUUUGUGUAUUGGUUGGUAUGGGAGUCACGGACCAUUAAAAUGUUACUUAUAUUUCAGCUUCAAACUGUUCAGUGAUGAAAUAAAACUGUAUUUUUAAGAA